AUGAGGGCACCCGACGGCACUGAGUUCACCGAUCGCGCCGAGUAUCGCAAGUAUCUCUUCCUCACGCAGUACACUUUUAAGGACAGGGAGGGCGAGAUCUUGCGCAAGCUUCCCGGUGACAUCGAUGGUCAGCCGUUCGACCUCACCUCUCUCCGCCGCUGCGAGGUAGCGUUGCUGGAUCGCUCAGAAGCAGUCCAAGUGGAUGAGCUCUCUGAUUGCAGGGUGUUCAUCGCCGCCUGCGUGGACUCGGUGUUCGUCCGCAACUGCACCGGCUGCGUCUUCACGGUGGCUUGCAAGCAGCUCAGGACCCGCGACUGCGAGGACUGCGAGUUCAGGCUGUACUGCAAGACCGAGCCCAUCAUCGAGACCUCCCACGGGAUGACGUUCGCGCCCUUCAACGGGGCGUACGUUGGACACGCCGAGCACCUCCGAGAGGCUGGCCUAAUGACACCCAACCUGUGGUUCGGCGUGUACGACUUCAACGAUGAGGCUAAGACCGGCGACAACUGGCGCCUCCUCGCCGAAGAGGAACAAGGUGGCGAACCUUGGCGUCCCCUGAACGACAACUCCGAGGUGGCCAUCCCGGCAACGGCGCCCGGUUCCGUGCCCCUCCCCAGCAAACGAACCGGCGGCCGCACGGGCGAGACCUCGGAAGGACCGUCGGCGACAACGACGACAACGAUGGCCUUCUCCUUGGCUACGAGCGCGACCGAGGCGGAGGCUGCCGUGCAGGCGGGGCAUCACGCUGCGGGCGCUGUUGCGAGAGCCCCCUCUUCCGACACCGCCUCCGCCGCCGCCGUUGCCGGAGGAGGUACGGGGUCCUCUCCCCCUACUGCUGUUGCCGAGGCGGCAGCGGCGGCGGCUUCCCGGAAGGCGGGGCAGGAGACUAGCAGUGCUGCCCCUCCUCGAGGCGUUUCCACCCUGGCGGGGGGGAGCGCGAGUGAAGGGGGUGCCGGUAGCGUCGGAAAAAUCGGCUGGAACCCGUCUCGAGCGGCGACAGCAACGGCAGCAGCGGCACGGGUCGGAAACGUGGGCGCGAGUGAACGGGACAAUGCCGGUAGCGUCGGAAAAGUAGGCUGGGACCCCUCUCGAGUAACGGCAACGGCGGCGGCGGCAGUAGCGACAACGGCGGGGAAACCUGCGGCCGCCGGAGGCGGCGGAGGAGACGCUGCUCCGUCGUCGCCGCAGCAACAAGUGGAAGCCGAAUUUGAAGCCGGCGGAGGAAAGGUAGGCUGGAGUUCCUCGCGUAGCGGCGCCGCUGGAAGUGGGGGUGAUCCGACGGAGACUCUCCCGGUUGAAGGGCGACACCAAGCACUGCUCCGUCCUACUUCUAUAGCCGGGGAGAGAGGAGAGAAGCAACCGUCUGCGCAACAGCAACAGCAGCAGCCUAAGGUGCAGCAGCAAGAACCGCGCAAAAAGAUAGGCUGGGACCCAACACGGGCGUCGAAACCGCAGCAGCAGCCUAAGGUGCAGCAACAGCAACCGCGUCAAAAGAUAGGCUGGGACCCAACACGACCGUCGAAAUCGACGACGAGGUCGGCGCGAGCUGCCGCCGCCGGCGCUUCCGCUUCAGCCCCUGCCGCCCCCAACGCCGGCGGCUCCGUCGCCACUCCGGAGAGCACAGCGAAGGCCAACGGCGCCCCACACGCUCGUGCUCUUCCUCCCCAUUCUUCUUCCUCUGCUACCCCAGGGGUAGCGACGGACCCGGCGGCUAAGCCGAGGGUUGGUUGGAACGCCUCUCGUGUGGGAAACCAGGCGGUACCCGCCCCGCUGGCGGCGGGCGAUAGCACGGCGGAACCACCCACGGCACCAGAGCCAGCAACAUCGGGGACGGCAGCGCACAAGCCUAUGCCCAGGGUUGGCUGGAACCCUUCUCGGAUUGGGAAUCCGGCUAUUCCUGCCCCCAUGAUGAACUGCCGCGCGUCUGGGGCUAAGGAGGCAGAGGCGGCCUCAGCGGUGGCGACGGCAGUGACGGCCGCUGUCGCGGUGGCGGGGCGGGGGGCUACGAGGCGGGGGGGCGGAGGAGAGGGCGUGGUGACUGUUGGCAAUGGCAAUGGCGACGGCGGCGGCGGUGUGGUGCGGCGGGCGGAAGUGCCGCUGCACCUGCGUGCGGUGUUGCUGUACGCGUCUACCCAGCGCGGGAUCGACCUCCGAAAGUGGUUCGACCUAGGCGGUGGUGGCGACGGAGAGAUGGAGGACGAAGGGCAGGCGGGCGAAAAAGCAGCCGCCUUGCUGACGAGGGUCCAGUUCGAGCUCGUGCUAGCCGGGUUGGCGGAAGGCUUGAAGGAAAGCGUCGGUCAAGACGUGGUAGCUGAUAUCGUCGAAAAAGCAGGCCCGGGUGCGCCGGGAGGGAGCGUUUACGACAACCGAGGGGGCGGGGCGGCGGCAAAGGCUCGAGUGGUGGCUGAGGUGGAGGCGGAGGUGGAGGCGGAUGAGACCGCCUUGCGAAGGAUAGUGCAACAGGCAGAUCUAUUCGACCGGGUGCUGGCGUCCUUGGGGCUCAAGCAGCCCGUCGUUGGUUCCAGCCAAGGGUCAACGCUCGCCGACCGGGAAGCAUCUCUGAGGGUUUCCACAGUCCCCCUCGAGGCAUUUCGGAAAGGCCUUGCGGAGGUCGGCCUCCACCUCAGCCGGACUAGGGCUAUUGCGCUAGCAACUCGUGCCUAUGGGCCCUUGCACCGCUUCAGCGACAGCGCCAUUGGCGACGACGGGACCGGACGGCCUCGUGCAGGGCGAAGACCCAACAACAACGCGGGUGGGGGGAGCGCGAGGUUAGGCAGCAGCCUCAGCAGCGGCAGCAGUGGCUCAAGAAUGGGCACCAAGAGCGGCCAGCCCAGGAGCGUCGACCGUCUCAGCCGCCGCGGCGGUAGCCGGGCAAGCCUCCAACGCAACAGCCCGCAACGCCCGCAACAGCAGCGCCAGCAGCGGGACAAGGGUGGCAACCGGCGGCGGCGGCGCCCGCAGGAGGCGCGGGGGCGAACCGCCGCCCGCGGUGAAGGCGGAGGUGGGAAGAGAGCGCCAUCCUUAUCGUCCCGGCGAAACGGACAAGCGCACCCGGUGCUGUCACCGACAACGCGGUGGGGGUCGACACCACCAGCACCUUUGCGCACGCAGUCGUCGCCGCCGCAAAGGAACAGCUGCCACGGGGAGCCAGAAAUCCCGGCCUGGGACCUGCGCCGGUACCUCGUGCGCCUGCGGUGCGAGUCCAAGUCGAGGCAGGCGAGGUGCGACCAGCGCCGGAGGAGGCUCCGCUGCAAUCCCACCGGUCAGGAGGAAGGGUGCGAGGACAGCGAGGGUUCGGAAGAGGAGAGGGAAGGAGGAGGAGGAGGAGGAGGAGGAGGAGCGACUGGUGAGGGGGGAGUGGUCGAGGGCGACGAAGACGAUGCGGCGGCGCUGUCGGUGUUUGCCGCCUGGGGAAAGAGGAUUCGGUGGGAGCGCGCCGAGAGGGAGCGAGAGCGGAAACGGGAGUUCCAGAGCGCCCUGGCAGGGCGGCCCCAUUCCCUGACGCUCGAACAGCUUCUGGAGUGCGUCCAUCGAUUCGAGAUCAUGCCCCCUGAGGUGAUGUCGAGGGAGUUGCGGGCGAUGGGCAAGGCGUUCUCGGAAAGCGUGGAGGGGACGCGCAGGGCCAGAGAAAUCGUUCGCCGGUGGAGCCAGGCGUCCCCUGCCUCUCGAAACGCCUGCGGCACCGACGGCCCUGAGCAGAAAGUAUGGGAAGACGUGCAGACCCUCAGCGGUGCGCAGCGCAGGGCUAGAGCUUGUGUGAUCGUGGCGAAACAAAGGGAAGAGGCUCUCGUGAGUGAGCUGAAGGAGGAGCUGAUGAGACUCGUCGGGUCUACCAAGAAGACGCAGAAGGUCGACAAGGCCCCGGGCAUGGAGGUGUUGCGAUCGUCGCGGGAGGGAUUGGACAUCCAUCGGCGGCUGAAGCGCCUCGAAUCUCUCGCAGCUGAAGAACACAGGGCGAGAAAGCUGGACACAGGCGGUAGCGGCGGACGGCCAAAAGGAGGUCGGCAGAAGCCGGCGACGUCUUCUUCGCCAUCGCCGCCGUCCCUCCUUCUGUCCAAGCGGGCGUUCAACGCCGAGAUGGGCGACGUCCUCUUCUCACUGACUGCGGACGGUUCGGCGGCCGCGCGGGCCCGGGAGCUCGCCGGCGUCCCUCUCAUAGCCGCGGACCUCCGCAAGAAAUGGGCCAAGGAGGGAAGAGGGGGAGGGGCAGAAGCGGACGGUGUCGAUGCGUCCCACACGGAGAUGUCUUCUCCCCUCGCAGGGAAAGAGAUCGGAGUUCCUUUCGCCGUAGAACUGUUCGGACUGGAAGAGGCGUUGCUCCUUGGAAGGGGACACAAAGACGCCGAAGAGAAGAGGGAGCGGGCGCUUCAACAGUACCGCAUCUGGUCGAAGGAGAAGAGCAAGGAAGCAAGGAAGGCGAGGAGGGUGGAGCAGGCAAAGCAGGCGGAGGAGGCACACCGAAAGCGGAGGAGAAAGGCGGAGGGGCUCAAGGCCUACCGCCGCUGGCUCCGGCUCGCCUCCAAGGAAGCGUACUUCUCACCCCAGAACAACAAGGUCGUUCCCAGGGUCCGUUCAUCGGGAGCUUUGUCCUCCCGGUCAUGCACACGAAGGACCCUCAGCUGCAGCGGCAGCGGUAGCAAUCGAGUCACCACCCCCACAACCACCACACUUUUACCCACAAAGAACAGCAGCAGCAGUAGCAGCGGCGCUGUCGUCACCAACGCGGACGGCAGCACCGCCGGUGGUGUCAGCGGCGGCGGGAGGGCGGUAGAGGAAGGACGACGCCGUCGCCAUUGGAACCCCAGCACCGAAGGCGCCGGCGACGUUUACAUGGCGGCUGAAGCUGGCUUCCCAGACUUUUUGUGA
Messenger RNA from Ectocarpus siliculosus, 4866 nucleotides. NCBI's taxonomy places the organism in Eukaryota, Phaeophyceae, Ectocarpales, Ectocarpaceae. The record is from the annotation of a GenBank genome assembly.